UUUUCAAUUUUAUUUUUUUUUCCUUUUUUAUUUUUAAAAGUGCUUAUUUUGUUAAUUUUUAAUUUAGGUAAAAUGUCUUCAUUUAAUUCUGAUCCAUAUAAAAUUCUUCAAUUACAACCUGGAUGUAAUAAUUUAAUUCAAAUAACCAAAGCUUACAAAAUGAUGGCUUUAAAAUGGCAUCCAGACAAAAAUUUAAAUCAAAAAGAAUAUGCCCAUCAAAUGUUUCUCAAAGUUAAACAAGCUUUUGAAUUUCUCAAGGCUAAGAGGUUACGUGAUAAUUACAACGAGAAAAUGACACAAAGGCGAGCAGCAUCGGCAGCGCAUUUUGCACAACGACAAAAAUUAAAUAAAGAAUAUACAAAUUUUUAUGAAGAACUUAAUAAAGAACAUCAAAAAUUUAAUCAAAAAAGAAAUGAAAUUUAUAAACAACAACAAAAAUUGUAUGAAAUGUCACAAAAAAUAUUUAAUGAAUCAAGUGCUGUUUUUAGACAACAAAGCGAACUUUUAAAUGCUUUUAUGAAUGGAAUGACUAAAAAUAAUUUGGAUGAAAUGAGAAGUGCAUUAGAUGCUCAUUCACGUUGGUGGAAAGAAUACAUAAAAGGCAAAGGGCAAAAAUGAUGUAAAUAUUUAAACAAAAGCUAAUAUUUUUGAAGUAAGGGAAGAUAUUUUUUGAUUUUUUUUACUUUGAAUAUCAUUAAAAUAAUUUUGCUGUAAAGGGGCUUUCAACAUUUUAAACCGCUUUGUUUUUAUUUUCUUCAAUUGUUUUAUCUUUGACCGGCGCACC
Messenger RNA from Meloidogyne enterolobii, 784 nucleotides. The record is from the annotation of a GenBank genome assembly. Lineage: Eukaryota; Metazoa; Nematoda; Chromadorea; Rhabditida; Meloidogynidae.